AUGUCAAACCAGUUAUGCAGCGGUAAAGACGUAUACCAUAUCAUGUGAGAAAUGAUGUUUCUAAGGAACCACAGUGAAGGAACUAAAGAAACUAGAAGAGCAAGACAUUGUCGAGAAAGUCGCCAAUCAACUAACACCAUGGAAAUCUCCAAUAGUCGUCACGCCAAAGAAAGACGGAGGUAUUAGACUAUGUGUAGACAUGAGGGAAGCAAACCAGGCAAUCGAAAGAGAGACACACAAUGCCAACUUUACCAGAUUUUAAAGCUGAGGUAAAUGGAGCAAAAUUCUUCUCAAAGAUAUUUACACCCGGACAGUCGAUUCAUUACAACGUUUUCUACCCAUGAAGGACUGUUCCAGUAUAAAAGAUUAAAUUACGGUAGGAACAGUGCAGCCGAGAUAUUCCAAAAUGUGCUACAACAAAACCUUAGCGAUAUCAGAGGAGUGAAAAACCUGGUGGAUGAUAUUAUUAUUCAUGGUAAAACCCGAAAGUCACACGAUGAAGCACUAGAGAAACUGUCUAUAAAAACGGCUAGCAGCACUAAACUUGAAAGUGAAAGGGGAAAAAUGUGAAUUUCUACAACACGAAAUUACGUUCUUUGGAUUAAAUUUACAGCAGCAGGAACCAAACCAGAUCCAGAGACAAUUGAGAACAUGGUUAGAGUACCAGCUCCCAAAACUCCUGGAGAAGUUAGAAGUUUUCUGGGAAUGGCCAACGCUUGCCACGAAUACAUUCCAGAUUAUGCAACUAUUACAGCACCUCUAAGAGAACUAACCAAGAAAACAUUGCGUUUAAGUGGGAAAAUAGACAUCAGAAAGCAUUUGAGCAACUGAAAAAGAAACUAACAAGUACCCCAGUUAUGGCAUAUUUCGAUACAAAGAAACGAAGUCUAGUAAUCGUAGAUGGCUCCCCUUAUGGAAUUAGUGCAAUACUAGCACAGAAAGAACAUCACAGCCAGCAGUACAAAAUCCUUUCAUAUGCAAGCAGAGCGCUCAGCCCAGUUGAGACAAGAUACUCUCAAACAGAUAUUGAAGGACUUAGCUUAGUAUGGGGGAAUUGA
Messenger RNA from Paramuricea clavata, 1058 nucleotides. Lineage: Eukaryota; Metazoa; Cnidaria; Anthozoa; Malacalcyonacea; Plexauridae. The record is from the annotation of a GenBank genome assembly.